AUGCAAUGCAAGGAUUUUGUGGUGGGCGUGCUGGACCUGUGCCGAGACACAGAAGAGGUGGAAGCGAUUUUAAAUGGUGAUGUGAACUUCCAAGUCUGGUCCGACCACCACCGUCCAAGUCUGAGCCGGAUCAAACUCGCCAUUAAAUACGAAGUCAAGAAGUUCGUUGCUCAUCCUAACUGUCAACAGCAAUUGCUUACCAUGUGGUAUGAAAAUCUCUCAGGCUUACGUCAACAGUCUAUCGCUGUGAAAUUCCUGGCUGUCUUUGGAGUCUCCCUAGGCCUCCCUUUUCUCGCCAUAGCCUAUUGGAUUGCUCCGUGCAGCAAGCUAGGACGAACCCUGAGGAGCCCUUUCAUGAAAUUUGUAGCACAUGCAGUUUCUUUUACAAUCUUCUUGGGAUUGUUAGUUGUGAACGCAUCAGACCGCUUCGAAGGUGUUAAAACCCUGCCCAAUGAAACCUUCACAGACUACCCAAAACAGAUCUUCAGAGUGAAAACUACACAAUUCUCCUGGACAGAAAUGCUCAUCAUGAAGUGGGUCUUGGGAAUGAUUUGGUCCGAAUGCAAGGAAAUCUGGGAGGAGGGGCCGCGGGAGUACGUGCUGCACCUGUGGAACCUGCUGGAUUUCGGAAUGCUGUCCAUCUUCGUGGCCUCCUUCACCGCAAGGUUCAUGGCCUUCCUGAAGGCCAGCGAGGCCCAGGUGUACGUGGACCAGCACGUGCAGGACGACACGCUCCACAACGUCUCACUUCCACCAGAAGUGGCCUACUUCACCUACGCCAGGGACAAGUGGUGGCCUUCAGACCCUCAGAUCAUAUCGGAAGGGCUGUAUGCGAUAGCUGUCGUGCUGAGCUUCUCUCGAAUCGCGUACAUCCUGCCAGCCAACGAGAGCUUUGGGCCCCUGCAGAUCUCCCUGGGGAGAACUGUGAAAGAUAUCUUCAAGUUCAUGGUCAUUUUCAUCAUGGUAUUUGUGGCCUUCAUGAUUGGGAUGUUCAAUCUGUACUCCUACUACCGAGGUGCAAAGUACAACCCAGCGUUUACAACGGUUGAAGAAAGCUUCAAAACCUUAUUUUGGUCCAUCUUUGGCUUGUCUGAAGUGAUCUCGGUGGUGCUGAAAUAUGACCACAAAUUCAUCGAGAACAUUGGCUAUGUUCUCUACGGUGUUUAUAAUGUCACCAUGGUGGUCGUGCUGCUCAACAUGCUAAUAGCCAUGAUCAACAACUCGUAUCAGGAAAUUGAGGAGGAUGCAGAUGUGGAGUGGAAGUUUGCCCGAGCAAAGCUCUGGCUGUCUUAUUUUGAUGAAGGAAGAACUCUACCUGCUCCUUUUAAUCUAGUGCCAAGUCCUAAAUCAUUUUAUUAUCUCAUAAUGAGAAUCAAGAUGUGCCUCAUAAAACUCUGCAAAUCUAAGGCCAAAAGCUGUGAAAAUGACCUUGAAAUGGGCAUGCUGAAUUCUAAAUUCAGGGUAGGUAGCGUGGGACUUACGGGGCUAGAGAGGCAGCAGGAGGGGGAGGGGGAGCUGUGUGUUUGAUUCAGAUGGUGCCCCUGAUACAAAGGAAGUCAGGAGCCCGGAGGGACCCCGUGCUUUCCAGAAUCAGCCAGCGCGUCAGCAAAGCUGCAGCCCCAGCAGGGGCAGCCGGCCGGCCGCAGUGCCCCUCCUCCUGCGGGCCGAGCCGGGACCCCACUGAGGGACUCCUUAGUGGACUGGGAAGCAGAUUAGCUCUUCCCAGAAAGUAUCUGGAUCAUGAUGACUGGGAAGAAAGGUUCCCUGCCCAUUAUCUCCCGCUCCUGGAGAUUCUCAAUUAUUAGCAAAUUAAAAUCUCUGGGGAGUCUUGGAGGAAGGACACCCACAUCACUUUAACUGAGUGCUUUCCAAACAAAGCUGACCAAACAGUGAUUUGUAACCCACUGACAUCCUACAGAACUAGAGGCCCCAGGAACACGUUCUAGAAAGCCAAGCAGCAGUGGGUAUAGUGACCUCCUGAGGGUCCUCAUUUUAGAGACAGCCCCGUAUGCAGGUCCUCCUCGAGUCCUAGCAUGUAUGUAUGUACAAUCGUGUAUCAUGGAUUAUGUGUUAUAUAUUAUGUAUUUUCUAUUUUUUUUUUCCCAGAAGACUCGCUACCAGGCUGGCAUGAGGAAUUCUGAAAACCUGACAGCAAAUAACACUUACAGCAAGCCCACCAGAUAUCAGGUAACCACCCCUUUCCCAGGUAUGGGCAGAAGCGGACUCCGUUCAGACAUCAAUUAAGUCACAUGGCUGUGUCACUCCCCCCAGAACACAGCUUCAUUCCUUCCUUCAUUCGACAAAUAUUUAUUGAGUGCCUACUGUAUGCCAGGCACCAUGCUGCUUCCUGGGGAUACAGACAUGGUUCCUAUCUUACUGGCACUUCCAGUCCAUAGAGGGAGAGAUACAAUGAGCAAGUAAAUGCACAAAUAAAUAUGUAACUUCAAAUUGAUAAAAGUGCAAAGAAGAAAACAAUCAGAUGUUAAAAUGGAGAAAAAUAGGGAGCCCCUGCUUAGAUAUGGCUCUCAGAGGAUGUAUCUUCAAGGAGAGGACAGUUAGCUAAAACCUCAGAGAUGAGAAGGAGGCAGCCACGUGGGGCCU
Molecule: messenger RNA, 2601 nt
Organism: Aethalodelphis obliquidens (Pacific white-sided dolphin)
Lineage: Eukaryota; Metazoa; Chordata; Mammalia; Artiodactyla; Delphinidae
Product: short transient receptor potential channel 7
Exons: 7
Coding region: 1-1527 (508 amino acids)
Biological process (GO): calcium ion transmembrane transport; single fertilization; regulation of cytosolic calcium ion concentration
Cellular component (GO): plasma membrane; cation channel complex
Molecular function (GO): store-operated calcium channel activity; inositol 1,4,5 trisphosphate binding
Source: RefSeq, a predicted model, not a curated record